This is a messenger RNA of Schistocerca gregaria, 10930 nucleotides long. RefSeq names its product serine/threonine-protein kinase BRSK2 (gene sff). Gene Ontology annotation, molecular function: ATP binding; tau-protein kinase activity; protein serine/threonine kinase activity. The coding region runs from base 1257 to 3698 and encodes 813 amino acids. Gene Ontology annotation, biological process: intracellular signal transduction; protein phosphorylation; microtubule cytoskeleton organization. The transcript is spliced from 21 exons. The record is from RefSeq and is a predicted model, not a curated record. Gene Ontology annotation, cellular component: cytoplasm. NCBI's taxonomy places the organism in Eukaryota, Metazoa, Arthropoda, Insecta, Orthoptera, Acrididae.
GCUUCUCCAGUCGAGAGCUGUUCACCGGCUGCCGCUGCACUAAUGAGGCGUUCGCUGACUCGCGGAUAAUCAUUCCAUUAGCAUAGCGGCAGCCACACGCCACUGGCAGUGACGUAACCGCGGUGAUUAAGGUGCUGGGGCGCCGUUUGACGGACCUGACGUCUGUGCCGCGAGGGCAGUUUCGCGUUUCUCGUCCGACGUGUGUACAUCGUCAAUUUUUUUUUUUUGUGUAGAGGUAUAGCCGAUCUGCAGACAGGAUUUCCUAUUCUGAACCAUAAUUUUCUGCGGUGUGCGUGUGAUAUACUGUAACAGUAAGAUGAAACUGUGUAAAUGUUUGUUCGUCUCUUAUGUGUCAUACUGAAUUCGAGAGAAUGGAAUUGUCAUACUGAAACCGAGACAAUUACAGACGAAGAUUUCGAGUGUCAUCGUCGGUGUUCGUCGCUGGACUGUAACUGACUGACCGGCUCGCCAACGGCCUACAGCCAUAAAGGCAGCUGUGACAGCUGACGGCGCAACAGAAAGAUACGAGGUCUCGCUGCCAUAGAUUUCCUGUUGGCCUUCGCCUAUAAAGGUGCCGACUGUAGAAGUCUCCAGUUUCGUACUUCUGUGGUUCCUUGGUGCCCCUGGCCCACAGAUAAUCAGUGGAACUGAAAACUGCUUAAUCCCAGGUGUUACCAAGGAAAUAUUAACCCGGAGGAGCUACCCCAGAGGACUUCGCAGCUGCUAACGACUACGGUAGCGCGGCAGGCGGCGAACUGAGGGGCAGCGAGGCGGGCAGAUCGGUAGGCGUGCGGGACAGCCGACGGCGACGCCUGCCGCGCCCCCUGCGGCUCAGUGCGCAUGCGCCGCGGGGCAGCAGCCCCAAGAUGGCGGGCGUGCACCCUGCGCCAGCGGGUGACGACAGCUACUGAGUGCGCGCUGGCGGAAAUGGCGAGCGAACGUGGAUCGCGGGCCCGGAGAUCGCCCGUUCACAGCCGGGAACGGCGCGGGGUAGGCCGUGGACGACGAGAGCAGCAGCCGCGACGCCGCGGAGCGACGCCCCGGCCGCCGGCGUCGGCAUGAAGGGCGGAGUAGUGUCGUGUGGUGUGCCUCUGCCGCUACGACUGUGCAGUGAGUAGUGAGCCGCACCGGGAAAUCAGCAGCCUCGCCGCUGCGGCAAGAUCGCCGCCGGAUCCAGGACUGCAGUGGCGACAGGAAAAUUAUAAUAUAUAUCGUCCGGGAGAACGGAAAGGGACUCGCACACGACGGAGGGAAACAUGCAAAAGGAAAAUAACACCAACUCUGGGGAGCACCAGCAAUAUGUUGGACCCUUCAGGCUGGAGAAAACACUCGGAAAAGGCCAAACAGGUCUGGUUAAACUUGGUGUUCACUGUGUUAUGGGCAAGAAGGUAGCUAUCAAAAUCAUCAACAGAGAGAAACUGAGUGAGUCCGUGCUUAUGAAGGUUGAGAGAGAGAUUGCCAUUAUGAAGCUGAUUGACCAUCCACAUGUUCUUGGUCUGUCUGAUGUCUAUGAAAACAAGAAAUACCUGUAUUUGGUGCUAGAACAUGUAUCUGGUGGAGAACUGUUUGAUUAUCUGGUGAAGAAAGGUCGUCUGACUCCAAAGGAAGCAAGGAGAUUUUUCCGUCAGAUAAUUUCUGCCCUUGACUUCUGCCACAGCCAUUCUAUCUGCCAUCGAGAUCUGAAACCUGAAAAUCUUCUGUUGGAUGAGAAAAACAACAUAAAAAUAGCUGACUUUGGCAUGGCAUCUCUUCAGCCAGCUGGCAGUAUGCUGGAGACUAGCUGUGGAUCACCUCACUAUGCCUGCCCUGAAGUUAUACGGGGUGAAAAGUAUGAUGGUCGCAAAGCCGAUGUGUGGUCAUGUGGUGUUAUACUUUAUGCACUUCUUGUUGGAGCGCUGCCAUUUGAUGACGAUAAUCUCAGGCAACUGUUGGAGAAAGUGAAACGAGGUGUAUUUCACAUUCCACAUUUUGUUCCACCUGACUGCCAGAACUUGCUGAGAGGAAUGAUUGAGGUCAAUCCAGAAAAGCGACUUACGCUGGCAGACAUAAACAGACAUCCCUGGGUGACGGCUGGUGGAAAGGGUGAAUUAGAGUUGGAACUGCCAAUGAUGGAGGUUGUCCAGACACACAUUAUACCUUCCAUUGAUGCCAUGGAUCCAGAUGUGCUUCAGGCCAUCUCUAGUCUUGGUUGUUUCAAAGAUCGAGAAAAACUAAUUCAAGAAUUAUUGAGCCCAAACCACAAUACUGAAAAAGUUAUCUACUUUUUACUUCUGGAGAGGAAGCGCCGUCGCCCAGCAUUUGAAGAUGACACAGAAGCAAUUGUCAGAGUGCGCUCAGAAUCAAGUGAUCCUCCCAGGAAAAGAAUAGAUACUUGCAAAGUUAAUGGUACUGCUAAUUACCAGUUUAGGCAGAUAAGUGAAGGUUCACCACUUACUCCUCGUCGCCAGCAAUUUGGCUCUGGAUCUACCAGGCACCACAGCAGGCGAUCACCAGCAAGUGUUCAUUCAACUAGCAACCACCAGGUGACCUCACCAGUCACAACACUACAUGCAGGCCUCAAUAAUGCAUCACCUGGCAACCUAUCUCCUGGCCCACAGAGGGCAGCAUCUGCACACCAUCACCAUCAUCACCAUUACCGGCCUGUUGGUUUAGCUCCACCAUCACCCCAUCAUCAGAGAGCCAAUAGCAGUGGUGGGACGCCAGAAAUCAAUACAGAUGCUUCAGCUGCAGGUCUGAGCACUGUGAAUGUGGCACCUUGUACCCCACCUGGAUCACCACAUACAAGUACAACAGGCCAUCAUUGGAGAUCUAGGCUUACAACUAUAAAAAAUAGUUUUCUUGGGAGUCCCAGGUUCCAUCGGCGGAAAUUGCAAACAUCCUCAGAAGAAGUACACCUUACACCUGAGUCUUCACCUGAACUAACAAAGAAGUCAUGGUUUGGCAGCCUUAUGACCACUGAAAAAGAUGAAACCUUCACUAUAUUGGUCAAAGGAAAACCAUUAGCUACAGUCAAAGCUGAUCUCAUUCAUGCCUUCUUAUCAAUAGCAGAACUCAGUCACAGUGUGUCGAGUCCGAUGUCAUUCCGAGUCGAGUACAAGAGGGGUUCUACUGCUCCAGCCAUGUUCCAGAGACAAGUCAGGUUCCAGGUGGAUGUGUCCACCAUAACAAAACAGUCUGGAGACAGCCCCAAGGAGUACCUGUAUGCUAUAACCUUCACUCUCUUGUCAGGUAACAUCAGGAGGUUCAGGAGGGUCUGCGAGCACAUCCAGUCGCAGGUGUGCAGUCGCAGGCCGCCCCCUUCCCCACGAGCAGCACGCAAGUUCACCACCGAGCUGAGUGAAAGCUCCAGCUGUGGUUCCGACACGUCUGAGCGACUGUCUCCUUACCCUGGCACAAGGCAGGUGGAAUCUGACAUCGAAAGUGACACCUCAGUGUUUGAUGUCAAAUCUCCAACGCGAGACACAAGCCCAAGUGGAGGAGGCAGCAGUGGAAGUGGAAGGAGACGGAGUUGCACCAGCAGCAAUAACAACAAUAAUGGGGGUGGCAGUGGAGGCGGCUCAGGGGGAGAGAGCAGCAGUGGUGCCACAACAGUCUCCUGCCCCACGUCCACUGAGACAAUGACUCCUACCCUUAAGGCAGUGCGUUCAAGUAGUGAAAGCCCCAGUGGAGUGGUGGACGCACAAGGUUCAGCUACGUGAGGACUGAGCCAAUAAGAGUGUUCAACUCCCUGUUUGAACUGGAGAGCAACAAAGCUUUUUGCAGCAUUUUUGUGGCUUGAUCAUGAGGACUGCUCUAUUCACAAGAUGCUGGUCCUGGGAGUGUGUUUACACUCAACUUUCUCCCUCAGACUUCAAGUGAAAAAAUUGUGAUGAGUAUUAAAAAGUGCAAUAGUGGCACUAGUUAUCAGGAAUGCUUUCAUAAGAGUAAGGCAAAAAAGUCUUUUAUUUUGCAUAUGAUUACUUUCACAUCAUCAGCUGACUAUAUAUAGGAACACUGCUUCAGCAGAGCACAGAACUAAAAAGACAGCCUUAGUGAAAAUGUUGCAGCUGACAGCAAGUUUCAGUGGAGAUAGUUGAGAAAACUGUCUGUUACACUGAACUUUUACAGGCUUUACAAAACAAUGGUGUGUAAUAUGUAAAUUGCACCACUGGAUGACAUUCCACAAAUGAAGCACAUUUUAUGAUGCCUCAUCAUAAUUCUAAUUUGUGAAGAGCUUUGAUUUUAAUCUGAUAGAAAAAUAAGCUUGUUCAGGGAACGUUUAUUCAGGCCUUGCCUCGCAGUUUUCAUUUAGAUAUGCAUGUUGUACUGUUAUAUGUGUAUGUAGUAUUUAUGAGAAAAGUUGUACAAUCAGUUGUUUUCAGAACAUUUUUGCUAUGCUGGCCAGUGAUAACUUGUGCAAUAAAUUUAAUUCUUGUGAUUACUGUUAUUAAAUUAGUUACUGUUAUCAAGUUUUCAAAAAAAUUGCAACAUUGUAUUAAAUACUGAGUUGAAAAGUUGUUGACGCAUCCUCCUCCUCCUCACUUUUUUAAUCUGUAGGGUUUAUGAAUGCCUAGCAGAGAGAGAAUUAUGUAAUUAUCUGCUUUCUUCCUAAUAAGGCAUUAAUUCCCUAAAAUGUGAGGAGUGACUGGCAAAUGCAUCAUCUUAAGUAAAAUUGUGAAAUGUCCCUCCAGGGAAAUUAUCCCGUCAUUUUAAGUGUAUAUUACUGUUAAUUUAGCACCAGUGUUGUGACUCUAUUUGAGAACUGAGGAAAGACUGUGUUUAAAUUGCUAAGUAAUGCUGAAACUGUUAAAACUACUCUCUAAGUUUGUUUCGUCUUUUACACUGAUGCUAUUUAUAUGUUAGAUUUCUGUGUUAUAACUAAUUAUGAGCACUUCAGAAACAGUGAAAUAUUCUGGUAUACCAGAGUUAUUCCAGGUAGAAAAACGAUUUACUGGGAUAAUUUUUAUCAUAUCUUUUAUAUGUACUGAUGCAUAUUAGCAGUCAUAUGCAGCAAUGCUGUGAUAUUACUUUUAGAUUGAUACAACUGAUACGUUACUACGUUUUACACAUUUGAACAUUCCUAGUAGAUAAGUCCUUCCAAUUAAUUUGAUUGUAUUUGGGGAAACUCUACCAUUUCUGUCUCUGUAAACAAAUUUACUCUGCAAGGCUUCUGUAUAUGAUAACAGAAUUCCUUUUGCUGUGGUGUUGCACUGCCUUGCCAGAAUAUGUUGUACAUAAUAUUAGCAAUCAUUCACCCUCAGACUUAUUUGUCAUUUACUUUUUAACGAUAUUCAUAAUUUGCUGGCUUGACUAUUCCCUCACAUAUUGCUGAUAAGACUGUUUUGCAUUAUUUUUCAAUAUCCUAGAUGGUAAGCUGAUUUCCACUUUCAAAACUAUUGUAAUGUGUAACUGAAGUAAAACUGCAAAUUGUAAUAGCAGGACAGAAAAGAAAGGCAAAAAUAUGAAUCACUGAGGGUUGUACUUUUGCAAGUAAUAAAUGCAAGAGAUGUUUGUUUCUCAAAUUUAUAUGCAUAACGAGAAUAAGACUAACUUCUUAGGGUGAGUUAAUUUAUUUACAAAUGAAGGACAGCAGUUAGAAAAUGUCAAAACCAUGUUUUCAUUACUCUUGUGUGAAUCUGAAUAGAUGUUAUACAAGCUGAUUAUAUUACAAAAUCAAAUACAAAUAUUUGUUCCUGUAGCAAUAUUUUUAAUUCAAUUGUGACAUUCACAUUUACGUUUGUUUUUUCACAGUGACUUGUAUGGGUUAUUCCCAUUCUUUCUCUUUGAGGUACAUGCAGUUUCUAGCAUUCCACUUCUGUACUCAUUUUUCAUCUUUAACUUCCACAUCAUCUAAUUUAAUGAAUCAAGAAAUGCACAGAAAAACCAUGCCAUUCCUCAUAUUAGACUUCAAGAUGUUUCACAAUAUAAUUAUUUGAUAACAACAUAAAUUGUUUUAAUCUUCUCCAUUCAUUCUCAACUUCUUAUACCUAAGUGAAAAAAUUCAGCUAUAGAGAUUCAAAUUUUCCAAAGGAAUUAAUUAUUCAAAAGCUGCCAGUAAAAGAUUGGUAAAAAGCAAACAUCUGCAAAUGGAAAAAAAAAGAUGAAGAAAAGUGAAGGUGGAAAUGUGAGGCAUCUAACAUGCUUUACAACUUUUAUUUGUAAUGUUGUUCUUCCCACUUCAAGGGUUAACAGCUCUACAUUGGCAACUUAUCUCUUUUGUUCAUCAUGUUGUCAAUUGAUACCAUAAUCAACUACAGUGGGGAAACACAAAGUGUCUUUGUUCCAAAACAGUGAUGGCAGAUGACACAAUUUAGCUCUGUUGUCUGCCAUGUGCAGUGCUUUUGUCUGCUUCAAUUUGGAAUUACAGUUGAAGUGUUAUCGUUUUGUGGGGUAUAUGCUAAAUUCUCUGUGUGGUGCUUCAUAUAUUUUCUUGCAAUUUUGAGUCAGCUUAAGAUUUAUUGAAGGUGAAGGUCAGAUAGAGUGAACAUAUUUUCAGUUACAUUGUGAGCUAUAUUUCUUUUCUAAAAUUUGUGUCAAGCUGAUUUCAUGUGACACCAUUUUCUUUUUUUUCAAAAAUUGUUAAUGAAAUAUCAGUUGUUUGCAGUAAGGAUGUUUAGAUAAAUGAUUUUACCAAGGGAACUGCAAAUACUUGGCAGAAGAAAUAUAGUUACACACUACUGGAUCCUCACUUGAUAACUCCAUUUUUUAACAAAACUCUUCAUUUGAUUCUUGGCACUUUCAAGUGCCAUCUACCCAUUUCUGUGUAGCUCAUACUUUUGAUAUCUUCAUGACCCAAAGACAGAUCUUCAAUAAUUUUCCUGCAUUUUAUUUACAUGUGGUAUUAGUUUCAUGGCUUAGUGUUUUUCUAGACAUUGGUAAUAUUUUCAUAUUUUUGAGCAAUCCAAUUACUCCUUUUGUACAUCUUUCAUGUAAGUAUACCUUACAAAUUAUCUUUACACACUAUGUUUUGUCUGUUAAAGACAUGAAAACUGCAGACAGUUAGUUCUAUGGGCUUCAUGUAAGAUAUUUUGUACCAUGUCAUCUAAAAUUAUUGCAAAGAGGAAAUGACAAACACUGAAUCCUGGUGCAGAGAACAUUUAAUUGCAAAUCUUUAUUUUAAUUACACAUGUGAGUUUCUUGCAAGUAGGAGCAACAAUUUCCAGUGGUAGUGUCAAGUAAAGAUACUUAAGAAUAGCAGGAUAACAUACCCAUACUUCUACAGAGAAGUGAAGACAGAAAGAUCAGAGCAAAGGUCAAGAAACCAAUGGUGGCAGAACAGGAGCAAAAGGCCUAAGAUGUGAAGAUGUCUAUUGUGACAAUAAGAAGAGAUGGUAAGCAACUGCAUGCCACUCUCACCUGAAAAAUGAUAUCAGUCUUACAGCUAUCCACUAUUCAUUGUAUACUUAUCUUGAUAUUUCAUAAUCACAGCUACAAGCCUUUCACAGAGGAAUAGAGAUCACUGUCAUAUGCUUCUAUUGGAAAAUGUUUCAUUUAGGUUGCUCUCUCACCUUCCAACCCCCUUCCCUCCUCCCUCCCCUUCUCACUCCCCACUUGCACAGAAUGCAUCUUGUGCAUUGUCACCACUAAAUAUAGGCCUGAAAAAUAUAAUUCCCACAUUACUUAAGAUAUUUGGCAUUGUUUUAAGCCACAAAAAAGCAAAUAAGUAUCCUAGUAUGUUGUGAAUUCUAUCAAUAUAAUCUGUGGAUUGCAGGGAAGACAUUUCAGCAAUUUCAUCUGCCUUUUCAUGUAAUAUAUGUUCAGCAUUCAACAUGGUCUUAAAUAUCCUUCCAAAUCUGAACUAUUUAUUAUGUUUUUAUUUCAUUAUUGUAUUCUCAGUGAUUAGCAGUGAUUAUCUAAUUACUUUUCUUGCCCAUUGACAUUUUAUAUUUGUAUUAAAAUGCCCCACUUAACUGACAAUUCUUUUACAGAGAAUUCACAAAAAUCAAAACCCAAUAAAAAUUAAACUGAGAUGCCAAGUAUUUCACUACAAGUUCAGUGACAAAAACCUAUGAAGAAUUACUUGACUGCAGAAGAUUAGUUAUGUAGUUAGACAGAGGAUAAAUAUGGUUUCAGACUAUUUCGAUACAGCACAGUCCUUCACUGUUUUGCCCUGGGAUAUUACAAAAAUACAUUAUUUGAAAUGCUUUCAAUUUCCAGCCACUUCAUUAAUACUGCUUCAAAAUGCCUUGACUCAUACAAGAAAAAUGCUAAUAAACAAUAACCAUGAAACUGUCUGACACAUCAAAAUGGUGUGUCAGAAGAAAGCUUAGGCUCACCAUUCAGAAAAUGCAGGCCUCUAAUUUGAUUCCACAGUUAAGCAUACAUUUACCAUCUGUUAUAAAAUAGACAGUUUAGCAUAUACUCUAAUGUUGUUUAGACUGUUCUAAUUCAGGGCUGAAGACUUUCACACACAACUGGAAGCAAAACAUUUUUGCAUCAACUUUUUACUGCCCUCAUAAUUCACAUCCAAAAAUCUUUUUCAUCUUCCAUACCUUUUAAAUAUUAUUUUGAAAAUCAGGCUUACAGGUCCACAGUGGCAAAUUUGGUAAAACUGUCAUAUUAUUAGACUAGUAUUAUGUGAUAAUAACUUAUUCAGCCAUUUAUUUUAAUUUAAGAUCAAAAAUACUAUCAAAGUAACAGUAAAGAGACAUCUAAGGAAAAGUGACUUAUUUUGCGUGCUUCAAAUACACCUUCCUUUCGAAGCACACACACUUCACUGUAUAAAAGAAAAAAAAAUAUGUUUUUGCAGCACAGCAAACACAUUUCUGAGACAAAAAAGCCAUUACUUUUGCCUGCUAAUAUAGCAAACACCCAUGUUUAAGUUUCUGCUAAUGUACAAUUUUUAUACUGUAUAGUAUUUAAGUCAUUCCUUCUAUAUAAACAUCCUCCAUGUGUAUGGGUAAAUUUAUUUCCCUUUGUUUCCUGACGUCUGAGCCGCAAAAGCUGUUACAUUAUAGAAAUGUUUCUAUGCAGUUUUUAUGCAUCUCUGUUCAUAUAUUUAUGUAUGUUUACCAAAUAGGUUACCUUUGUAUUUUCCUCAGUUGCCUGAGGUUAUGUCCAACCACAGCACAGCAUAAAAAAACAUAUCUUUCUUUAAUUGUUCAUACACUUCACUCCUGUUGUCCUCAUGUCAGUACUAUCAUUGCUGUUAUGAAACUGCUUUAGCACCUCACUAUAGUAAAUGACCAAUGUAGCUAAUACGGAAUGUUAGGGUGGUAACAAAGGAAAGUCUAAAAUGACAGCAUUAAGAAACCUGGAAUCAUAUGGGUCUGUAUACAGUAGGUGAAAAAAAAAUAAUCUGACAAUAUAGUAACACAUAGUUACAAACAAUGAAAGAGAAAUGCAAUAUCAAUUAUAUGAUGCAGAAUUUUCAUUUGGACCAAUGUCUCUGUUGGAAUGUUCCUUUUGAUUACUUAUUCUGACCUCAUUAUAUGAUUUCCUGGGUCUUUAGUCCUCACAAGUAUCUUUUACCUAUGAAGAGUAUAGUAUUAGUGUUAGGCAGUGCAACAAGCAUCAGUGCCAUUUAAAUGAAAGAUAUUUAAUAAAAGUAAAUACACUAUAUCUCUAAUUUUAAAUUCACUUUUUUAAGCACUACACUGUAAGCAGUCACAGAUGUUAAAUUAUUUUAAUUUUCAAAAUGCUUGAGAGCUUUCUGUUGUAGCUUCUCAUAAAAGGAAAGAAGUCAUUUUAAUUGCAAGAAUUCAGCAGUACAAUUAGUAUUUCACAGUUACACCAAAUGACACUGAAGUUCUAACAAAACAGUUUAGGAUGUUUCUAUAAUUUCAGUGCUACCUUGACCAUCCAUUUAAGUCUUAUAUGAAUGCAUAUUAAUCUUAAAAUUAUGCUGGCAUUGCAGCAAAUUUUUAAAGCAAAUUAUUCAUAGGUUUUUCUCUAGGCUCCUAUGUAAUAGCUGCUACUUUCUGUUCUCUUUUGAUACAAUAAUGCACACUUUUGUUCUUAAACGCAUACACUACAUUUCUAGUGAAUAUAUUAAAAUCUUUCUGGCCAAACAAAUAAAAAACUAUUGACUAAAGCUGCUAAUCUAUGAAUCCCUUCACAUGACCUUGAAUGUCUACAGUACAUGACAAUGUGCUACAUUGUGCAAACAAUGAAGUGUUAACUGUUACAAAAAAUAUCUUGAACAGUGCAGACAAGAAUUAUAACUUCUUUUGACAAAUGUACAUGUAUACUUUUCCUACAUUUAGUACAUAGACAGGUUUUGAUAUAUCAAGGGGUGCAAUUCAUUGAAAAGUUGUGCAGAAUUAGUAUAUUAAAGCAUAUUUUAAGAACUGAAACAUUAUUUUUUAAAAUUAUCAUAUUAUAAAGCUGGAUUGAGACACAAGCCCAUCAUGCUCAAUAAAUGGCUAUAAUAAUUAAAGCAUGCAGCAAAACUGUUAAAGAUGCCUGUGUAAAAAUGAAAUACAUAACAGUCCAACUUUUAUUUCAAGCUCGAUUAAAUUUCAUAGAGCUUGCUGCCUUUCUAGUCAUUAGUCUAUAGUAGUGAAUACUGACUGUAUUUAUACAUAUUAUAGACAGCAUAGAACUUGUCCAUUGUAAACUUAGAUAUGAAGUUCACACAUUGCAUAAACCAAACUAAACAGACUGUUUUGUUAAUGUAAUAUACAAGCUGUAAACAUAGUGCAAUUUUUUGUACUAGUAUUUCUGAAAAAAGCCAUCGUGAAAUAAACAUUAAUUCAUCAGUUUUUGGUCUUGUACCUCUGUUGACAGAAAAUAAAAUUACAAAACUCUGAAGUACUGUUAAACCUAAUCAUACCUUUUGUUGUGCAACUAUUUUAAAGAGAAGAAAAGACCUUCUGAUAUCAUGAAUAUGUUAUGACUACAUGAAUGUGUUGUUAUAUUAAUACUGAAUCUUGCAGUAAAGAUAAACUAACAGUGAGCAACAUAAUGACAUUAAAGUUCUGUUUGUUGUCAUCUAAUAAAGGAUAUUAUU